AUGGCGGCGAGGCGGGGACCGGGAUCCGGACGGGGAGCGGGACCGGCACCGGCGCUGCUGCUGCUGCUGCUGCUGGCGGCGCGGGCAGGCGCGGGCCAUACCGGACAGGAGGCCGCGGUCCAGGCACUGGCGCGGCGGCUGCUGGGACCCCGAGCCGCUGCCGUGGCCCUGUCGGUGGAUCCGGCAUUGGCGGCGGGCGGUACCGACACGUACCGGCUGCGAUCUCCGCCUGAAGCUGCAGUGGCCGUGGCUGUCACCGGUUCCAGCGGCGUGGCGGCGGCCGCCGGCCUCUACCGGUACCUGCGCGACUUCUGCGGCUGCCACCUGUCCUGGUCCGGGGCGCAGCUCCGCCUGCCCGAUCCGCUGCCCCGGCUGCGGACCGAGAUCCGCGCCUCUGCCCCCGGCAGGUACCGGUACUACCAGAACGUCUGCACCCAGAGCUACUCCUAUGUCUGGUGGGACUGGGAGCGCUGGGAGUGGGAGAUCGACUGGAUGGCGCUGAGCGGCAUCAACCUGGCACCGGCCUUCGCGGGGCAGGAGGCUGCCUGGCAGCGGGUGUACCGCUCCCUGGGCCUCAACCAGUCCGAGAUCGACGCCUAUUUCACUGGCCCAGCUUUCCUGGCCUGGAACCGCAUGGGAAACCUCCGCAGGUGGGCAGGGCCACUGCCACCCUCCUGGCACCUCAAACAGCUGUACCUGCAGUACCGGAUCGUGGAGAGGAUGCGCUCGCUGGGGAUGAUCACGGUGCUGCCAGCCUUUGCAGGCCACGUGCCCCAGGGGGUUCUCCGGGUCUUCCCACGUGUGAACGCCACUCGCCUCGGGGGCUGGAGCCACUUUGACUGCACUUACUCAUGUACCUACCUGCUGGACCCAGAGGACCCUAUGUUCCAGGUGAUCGGGACCCUCUUCCUGAAGGAGCUGAUCAAAGAGUUUGGCACUGACCACAUCUAUAGUGCAGACACCUUCAACGAGAUGACCCCCCUCUCCUCUGACCCUGCCUAUCUCUCGAGGGUCAGUAACGCCGUCUUCAGGUCAAUGGCAGGAGCUGAUCCCGAGGCGCUGUGGCUGAUGCAGGGUUGGCUCUUCCAGCACCAGCCGGACUUCUGGCAGCCAGCACAGGUGCGGGCACUGCUGCACGGUGUGCCUCUUGGCAGGAUGAUUGUUCUCGACCUCUUUGCUGAGUCCAAGCCUGUCUACCAAUGGACGGAGUCCUUCUACGGGCAGCCCUUCAUCUGGUGCAUGCUGCACAACUUUGGGGGCAAUCACGGCCUCUUUGGCACCGUGGAGGCCAUCAACCACGGCCCCUUUGCGGCUCGCCGCUUCCCCAACUCUACCAUGGUGGGCACCGGCCUGGUGCCCGAGGGCAUCGAGCAGAACGACAUGGUGUACGAGAUGAUGAACGAGCUGGGCUGGCGCCAGGAGCCCCUCGACCUCCCCACCUGGGUGACCCGCUACGCCGAGCGCCGCUACGGUGCCCCGAACGCUGCCGCAGCCGCCGCCUGGCGCCUGCUCCUCCGCAGCGCCUACAACUGCACCGGCGUCUGCGUCAACCACAACCGCAGCCCCCUGGUGCGCCGGCCCUCCCUGCACAUGGACACUGAGCUCUGGUACAACGCCAGCGAUGUCUACGAGGCCUGGCGCCUGCUGCUGAGCGCCAGCCCCGAGCUGGGCUCCAGCCCCACCUUCCGCUACGACCUGGUGGACGUCACCCGUCAAGCGGCUCAGCAGCUGGUGAGCAGCUACUACCUGAGCAUCCGCCAGGCCUUCCAGAGCCACGCACUGCCCGAGCUGCUGACGGCCGGCGGCGUGUUGGUCUAUGACCUGUUGCCAGAGCUGGACAACCUCCUCUCCAGCCACCGUCUCUUCCUGCUGGGCCGCUGGCUGGAGAGUGCCCGUGCCAUGGCCACCAGCAACCGGGAGGCUGAGCAGUAUGAGUUGAAUGCUCGGAACCAGGUGACGCUCUGGGGACCCAAUGGGAACAUCCUGGAUUAUGCCAACAAGCAGCUGGGGGGGCUGGUGCUGGACUACUAUGGCGUGCGCUGGAGCCUCUUCGUCUCUACCCUGGUGGAAAGUCUCAACUCGGGCACGCCCUUCCACCAGGACCAGUUCAACCAGGCUGUUUUCCAGGUGGAGAGAGGUUUUAUUUACAACCAGAAGCGCUACCCGGCUGUGCCAGCUGGGGACACUCUGGAGAUAUCCAGGAAGCUUUUCCUCAAGUACUACCCCAGCACCCUGCAGCACAGCCGGGCUGGGCCAGUGUGACUUUGACUGUGCCUUCAGAGCCUUCCCUGUGAGGAAGGUCAGAGCCCCUGCACCCUCCUGUGUCCAGGAUUCCAUAGCUCCAUCCAGGCUGAUGGCUCCAUCCUGGGAUGAAGGCGCUGAGCCCGGUGUCCCCCAGCCAGCCUGGAUCCGUCAUUCCCCUGCCUGGGCAGGAUCAGGGACAAGUCCUAUCCCAGGGAUCCAUCCUGUGCCCUGCUCAGCCCUUCCAGCCCCACUCGGAUGUCCUGAGCCUGUCUCCAGGAAAGCUGGGCUGCAGGCAUGAGCUGCCCCAGUGCUCCCAGCUGGAAGCUCAGAUGUGCAGAGGGACAGGACGCACAGGGCCCUGACUGGUGGCUCUGGUGAUGGUGGAGAGGCAGCCAGGGAGGUGGUGGAGGCAGAGCAGCCCCUGCCCAGGGGAACCAGCCUCACCCUUGCUGUGGCCCCAGGUCUCUGCCCCAUGGACCCCAGUGCCUGUCGGAACACUCUGCUGCAUGGCCCUGGCUACACUUAGUGCCUUCGAUAUUGAAAGAGACUUUGCAGUGCUUUCUGCAGUGUCUGGAGCUCUGCUCCUCAGGGAUGAGGUGUUUUAGGCCUUUCCCCAAAGCUGGAACUCAGGCAGAGCCUGGCUGCAGUGCUGCCAGCCUGCAGAGCCAUUAAAGGCUGCAGAGCGCUCGUAUCUCCCACGUUUGUCCAACUCCUCUCCCCA
Molecule: messenger RNA, 2965 nt
Organism: Calypte anna (Anna's hummingbird)
Lineage: Eukaryota; Metazoa; Chordata; Aves; Apodiformes; Trochilidae
Gene: NAGLU
Product: N-acetyl-alpha-glucosaminidase
Exons: 6
Coding region: 1-2262 (753 amino acids)
Source: RefSeq, a predicted model, not a curated record